Ceraceosorus bombacis is the source of this 4144-nucleotide messenger RNA. Lineage: Eukaryota; Fungi; Basidiomycota; Exobasidiomycetes; Ceraceosorales; Ceraceosoraceae. The record is from the annotation of a GenBank genome assembly.
AUGACAAUCGAUCCUCCAGCACUUGGCUCAAAGAGCUCCCCACGCGCAAACUGGAGCGAGAGAAGAUCUAGGGUAGAGGAGCUGCUAGCAAGUGCCCCAAUCUUGGAUGUGGUGCGAUGCCUUCGACGCGCGCUCCGAGCCGACGGCAAGCAGCUUGCCGUCCCCUCGCCCGAUGACCCCUCUGAGGAUUUGGAUCUCGCUUUGGCAGCGUACUGGCCAGUGGAGGGGACUAGCGCCAGUGCUGCCUCAGACACUAAUGUGGUACGUAGAAGAGCGAUGCCUCUCUUGAGGGAGCUGGCAGCGACGACCAUUCAAGAGAGGAAUUUUGCCAGCGAGACCGCUCUGGCAAGGAGCUUGAGUCGAGGUGGUGGCGGUUUCUGCGAGGUUACGCGAUCGCGAUUCGACAGGAAGCUAUACGUCGUCAAAUCUGCAGUCAAGAGGACAGUGGUUGCAUCUUUCCGCACUUCCAACCUCUCUCCUUCUUUGGAGCGCCACAUCCUCAGCCUCGCUCGCACCUAUGCCGGGUCGUCAUCGUCCGAAUUCGAGGGCGAGCUACCAACGCCCCGCAUACAUGCGGCAUGGUGCAGUCGAUCGGACGUCUUCAUUGCGAUGGAGUACUUUGCAGCGGGAGAUCUGGACAUGUUGCUAAGCAGCGCUGGGGAAGCAAAGUGCUUGAACGAAAUGUCGGACGAAAAGGGGCGCAUACACGAGCAUCACACCCUGGCUUGGGGCAGAGACAUGGUCGCUGCCGUCAGCUGGCUCCAUUCGGAAGGUUUCAUGCAUCGGUAAGCAGCCAGUCACACUCACGCGAAGCGCUCGCAGCUGAUUUUGAGGGUAUUGCUUCACUCUGUACAGCGAUAUCAAGCCUGCGAAUUGGCUGAUCGCAGAUUCAGGUCACCUCAAGCUCUGUGACUUUGGUGUUGCGGCCCCCUUCUCCCCCUAUGGUCCCACCAGGAAGCGACUGGUCCACCGCUCUCACAACGUUAUCACUGGCACAUCAGAUUACUUGGCUCCUGAGCUGCUUCAUCUACGACUUCAAAGGGCCGAAGCAGCUGAGCUGGCCGAGGCGGCACGGAGAGCGGAAGACUCCUUCGGCUCGCCAUCCUAUGAUUGGCAGAGCCCUGCAUCUGUCCGGCAUGACGUUGUCUCGGACACUGCGUUUCCAUCUGCGGAGGGAGACUAUGGUCCGAGCAUCGAUUGGUGGGGCAUAGGCUUGGUAUUGUACGAGAUGACGUACCGCUACCUGCCUUUUGUCGGGACGCCUGCCCAAGUCGUGGAGCAGAAGCUUAACUUCCACCAACACUUCAGAUUGGAUGAGAGCCUACCCCGCGGGUCCGAGCUCAAGAGCCUCAUGCGAGGUCUAGUAGCACUGGACAGCGAGAGAUUAGGGCUGAACAGCUCAGAAGAAGUCAUGCAGCAUCCUGCAUUCAAAGGUACAAAUUGGUCAAAGCCGUACUCGCACCCCUCACCGUUCACACCCAAGCUCGCGGCGGAGAACGAAUCGGGCGAUCAAGCCGUUUCUGUAAUCCACAGCCCUCGCGGUCCUGACCGUCACGUGCAGUCGGAGAGCUUGAUGUCGCCAUCGGUCAGCAGCUUCAACGUGAGUCAGCACUUUGCUGGCAUACAUCACCUUCCGCAUCUUGAUUCUGUAGAAUGCGGCUCUUCGAGCGCAGCAGACGCGUGGGAGAAAGCUGCUGAGGGCAGCUGGCCUACAGAGGACGAUACUGGCGUCAACGAGUCUCAGACCGCUGUCGUGUCAUCUCCAGCCUCUGCCGCUCUAGCAAGACGCAUAAGCCAGCGCGACACACGUGCGGAUGCUGCCUGGUCAGAUGUAGACACGUAUUUUGUUGGUCUAUCAAUGCUGCCAGAGAUCAACGCUUUCGCCUCGGCGGAGGCCAUGCACAAAAGAGACGAAGAGAUGCUUGGCGAAGUGCGUCGUCAGACUCGGGUACGAAUUUCGGAUCAGCUCGAAGUGAUGAGCUCGCCGUCAGAACCCACCAGGGAGUCGAAACCAGCUUCAAGCAGCCAGUCCACUUCCACGCCAUAUUUACGACACGGCAAGAAGUCUGAGGGGCAUCUUGCAUCUACGCCGUGGCAGCCGCACGGACAGCAUUCACUUCACCGCCAUGCCCUUGAGACAGCUUCACGAGUCGCGAGCGUAGGGAAGUACGGACAGUUGCUGCCGUCGAACGCACCGGGCGCCUUCGUGACACCCAUGCGGAAAACCUCGAUGCCCAGCUUUGGCAGCAGAUUCCAGCAAGAGGCGCGCGCGCAACACGGUCACAAUGAUCAUUUACUCUCUGGCACACAUUCGGCAGCACCGCCCGUCUCCCCGUACCCCUUCCCGAUUGCAUCUGCUUUCAGACCUAGCACAGUGGCUCAUCGAACUGGCUCAGGCAGCUACUUCGUGAUGAGGACGCCAGGCGUAGAUGCGCACGGGACCGAGUCGCAGACUUCAGGAGGUAGCAACGCGCGCCGCAACAUGAGCGAGCAGGAGGCUUGGAAUGAAAUGUGGUUGGCUGCUGGAAGCGCCAGGAAGCCCAAACGCGCGGCUACCCUAGAUGAGGGUCUGCAGCGUCCCAAGAGAUCUUUCAGUGUACUCCAAUCCGGCAAGCGAAGCAGCCGAGGUGGGAUCGUUCCUGCGUCGCGUCGCGUAGCUAGGACGCGCUCCACUACUAGCGCGAGCGAGGCCACGGCCUGCGGUCCAUCCGUUCAAGCUUCGCAGGCAUCUGAAGUUGAUCGGGAUGGCUACAAAGUUCCGAGACCAACACGCAGUGCUUUGGAUACGCUGAUGUCAAAAGUAGCGCAAAUCGGAGCACAGACCAAUGACUCGAGGUCUGCUACCUUCUCCGACUCCGAGCCGGAGUCUCCCAUGCUCGCACAAGCUGGGACACAACAGCAGAAGAACGAGAUGCCUGGCAUGGACCCGUUGCGCGUGCUUCCCAUUGAGCUGCGUGAUGCGGCCGUCAACACCUCCGCUUCGCUCGAAAUCCCAGCACAUAACCAAGCAAGGCUUCAGAAGCGUCGAAGCGCUCGCCAGGUCUUGUUGCAAGCACAAGAGAGAACCACGCCCACGAAAGACUCGCGCUGCUCGAGUCCGCUGCUGAUUGCCAACUUGUCCAACCUCAAUAUCGACCCAACUUCGGCACCCAUCAGUGGACCGCUAAGAUCGGCAGCUCUCGCGCAUUCGGCCUCUCUCGAGCGAGGCCAAAUGCCCAUGAGCGCCAGAGAAAGGACUGGGAGCAGUUGCAGUCUUGCGUCGGUGCAUGCUGCGCAGGAUGCGCCGCUCCGAACCGCACCUCUUCUUGGCGCAAUGCAGCCGCCCGUGAUCGGUGCUAGACGAAGCAGCAUUCUGGACCCGAGAUGCUCAGAGCUGCGCGAACGAGAUAGACCCCAGCUCAUGCGCCGACGAGACAGUAGCCAGAUGCUAGCAGAAUUUCGGCAACGGAGGUCGCCAGAUGAUGUAGAUGACAGCUUGGAGUUAGGCCAGCCUCUGCCCUCCAAGUUGAUGGUGCCUUCAGCGUCUGGCACUGCGAUGCCUGGCAGCAGCCCUAGUAUGCCAAGCCUCGCACCUACUGCGGUGACGCAUGAUCAAAGUCUUCGUCCAGCUUCUGAUGCAAAGGCUCUUCGUAGAGCAUCCAUGCAGCCUAUGCGGCCCCCGAAUCCCAGAUCUUCGAACGCGCCCGCGUUGCUCAAAACCCGUCAAGCUGAACAGACACAACUCCCUCGGCGACCUUUGCAUCACCAGCUCCUGGGCCGUCAUUCCAGCUCGAUCCUGUCGACUCAGACAGACGAGAAUAAGCCUCCUAGGAGUCGCACGAGGCAAGUGUCAGCGGAGGAGCAGUGUGCGAAGGGUACCGCAAAAGCGUCCAGCUCAAGACCUCCUCAAAGCCGCAGUCGACAGACCUCGGCCGAGAUUCAAUUCGCCAAACGCCCUUCAGAACUCGACAAGCGCGCUUCUCAAGUUUCCCUUCGACCCGUCAAGUCAUCGUUGCUCAAUCAGGGCAACGUCGGCUCAAGACGCGCCUCGAGCGAAGUGACACUGAUCUCAACCAUGUCUCAAAGGCAUGCCGAGCUUGAGUCGGACUUGAAAGGCGUCGAAAGCAGGAUAGCCAGCUUGCGCUCGCUGCUUGACAAUACUUGA